UCGCUCCCGCCCUUCGCCAGGGGCAAUCCUGAAGCCACCACCACCAUAGGACUCGACGGUGAGUGGCAUGAGAGUAUAUUAGUUAUCGCUCGUGCUGGGUGUGGGAAGUAGCAUCUUUCUAGCCGCUUCCAGCAAUACCUUGAUAGAGUCUCCUGGCAACCUUGUCCUCUGUGAACCCAAUUAAUUAAUGGGCUUUAUAUCGAUGCUCGAUGAUGCGGCAUUGCUUGCCAGUACUGUUGCUCAUAGUGCAAGUCUCAACAACGGGUGCAUGGUGUUUCAGUGCAAUGCUCCGAUCAUGGGAAAUAUGUGAACGAGGCCUAAAUCUCGCCGAAAGAGUCAAGUUGCCCUCAACUCGUCUCGGCCAAGGAGGUUCCACUCCAGAAGAGAGGACUGAGCCUGCAUUUCGGUUCUUCAACUUCUGUUGCCAUGUUAUGCAUCAUACUGAUCGCGGAUCAAUAAAUAGCCUUUCAGAUGAAGACUUUAGUAGAGACGGACCUCAAUGGUAACUCAUCAAUGAGUACUGGCCGAGGUGAGUGACACAUCCUUCUGCUUCCA
Molecule: messenger RNA, 555 nt
Organism: Neurospora hispaniola
Lineage: Eukaryota; Fungi; Ascomycota; Sordariomycetes; Sordariales; Sordariaceae
Exons: 1
Coding region: 210-506 (98 amino acids)
Source: RefSeq, a predicted model, not a curated record